This is a messenger RNA of Angiostrongylus costaricensis, 513 nucleotides long. NCBI's taxonomy places the organism in Eukaryota, Metazoa, Nematoda, Chromadorea, Rhabditida, Metastrongylidae. The record is from the annotation of a GenBank genome assembly.
AGGUCUCGACCAAAACCAAAAGGUAAAAGUAAACCUGGUUCGAAAGCACCUAAGAAGGGUAAAAAGCAAGACGCUAAGAAGGGUGACAAGAAGAAGAAGAAGAAGGAGAAGAAGAAAAAGGAGCAAAAAAAGCCAGGAAAGGAUUCGGAAGGCAAUGCAGGAGGUGGUGAAGAGCACGCUGGCGUGGAACCUGGUGGUGUUUUCGAAUUAGCAGAUGAAAAUGAUGGUCCCGAGGACGAGAAACCUGAGACCGACACGGAAGCUCAAAAUCGAGAAGAGGCUUCUAAAAUUGAAGAUGAAACUGGUACACAAGGAAUGAAGGAGGUGACAGAGCUGAAAAAACAGGCCAGAUUCCGAUCUGGCGAAAUCAACAUAAAAAUCACUUCGGAAAAGCUAAAGGUGGGAUAUGUUCUUGAUCUGCAAGAGCUUGAAAGAGGUGAACGGUUAUCAAAAAAACGGACGUUUUGUCGUGUGAAGCGAGCAAUUGUGACGAUGUUUGAUUCACACAUUUAA